AUUUUAAAUAACGGAAGAUAUGAGUUCUCUUUUAAGGCAUAAUUCGGAUGCAGGUAUUUAUAAUUAUAAUUAAAUAGCUGCCGUUCCUGCUUUAGCAAGUAUACCAAGUCCAUAAACUACAGAUUAUGAUUGGGUUUUGGUUUCUGGAUUCAUCGUAAUAUUGACUUAAGUUGGGUUUGCAUUUAUUGGAGCAGGAUCAGUCAGAUAUAAGAAUUCAUAAUCAGUAGUAAUCAAAGUCUUCUUGGGAUUAUUUUUAACUGUAUUGAUUUGGUGGUUGGUAAUUAAUAAAGUAAAUAUCGUUAGUUUGGCUAUGGCUUUUCUUUCGGAGAUGAUUUCUAAACUAAAUUCUUGGGAGGAACAAAAUUGGCAGGAGCAAAAUGGGAAGCAACAGCUUAUGGAAAUGAUUAUACAAACUUUGGUAAUAUUGAUAAUUAAUUUGAAAUUAGUAUUCAGAGCAUCAGGUGCAGCAGUAGGAACAGCAAUAUUGGCAGGAGCAGCAGCCGAAAGAAUGACAUUUUUGGGUUGGUCAAUCUUCGCUGUUUUAUAUUCUGGUUUUAUAUAUGCAGGAUUAACACAUUGGACAUUGGCAGCAGGAUGGUAAUUUAAAAUUCAAAAUUAUUUAGGUUGAGUACUCUUGGAUUUAAAGAUUUCUCUGGUGCAGGAGUUGUUUUCUUUGCCGCAGGUGUUGCAGGAUUGAUCUUGACAAUCCUUUUGAAACCCAGAUAAGCCAGAUUCGAUAAUGGAGCCACCCUUGAUUUCAACAGACAUUCUCCAUUGUACAUUGGAUUUGGAUCAUUGUUGGUCUUAGCUGGAUGGCUAUUCUAUAAUGGAGGAGUAGUCAACCAAGGAGCCAAAACUCAAUACACCUAAGGUUUAGUGGCUGUUAACACUUUGAUUGCUGGAGCCACCGGUGGAUUCUUCAGUUUUGUCAUCAGACACUUCCAAUAUGGAACCUCAAACUUGGCAGCUUUGUCUAGAGGAGUUAUUUGUGGAUUGGUAGCAGUCAGUGCAGCUGCAGAUGAUAUGAAGCCAUGGACAGCAUUCCUCUAUGGUGCUAUUGCUGCUUUGAUCUACAGCUUUUUGGCUAAAGUUAUGCCUGCUGCUCAUAUCGAUGACCCAGCUGAGGUUGUAUCAGUUUAUCUUGUAAUGAUUAAAGUUCUAUUGUGAUAGGGUUCAGGAUUCGUUGGAAUUGUGUUAUCAGCAUUAUUCGACUCAAAGGCAGGAGCAUUCUAUGGAUUCGGUGCUAAGUUAUUAGGCAAACAAUUCUUGGGAUUGUUGAUCAUCUUUGCUUGGGUGGCCUUCUUUACCUUGAUUAUACUCCUAGCUUUCAAAGGCUUCGGUAUAUUGAGAAUUGAUGCUGAGACUGAGAACGUUGGUAUUGAUAAAGCUUUAUGUAAAUAUAAACGAAUAGACUUUAGGUUUGGGUGAAGCCAUCGUGUUCGCUAACCAAGUUGAUGAAGUACCUCUUGUUUAAUAAACUGAAUUAGGAAAUCUUAGAUCAAGCUAAUUAGGAUCAGGAUUAAGAUCUGGAUUCAGAUGAAUCAAUUAGAUAAAUUAUAAAUUAGAACAUCUAUUUAUAA
Messenger RNA from Paramecium octaurelia, 1580 nucleotides. NCBI's taxonomy places the organism in Eukaryota, Ciliophora, Oligohymenophorea, Peniculida, Parameciidae. The record is from the annotation of a GenBank genome assembly.